This is a messenger RNA of Syngnathus typhle (broad-nosed pipefish), 1077 nucleotides long. RefSeq names its product transmembrane protein 11 (gene tmem11). Lineage: Eukaryota; Metazoa; Chordata; Actinopteri; Syngnathiformes; Syngnathidae. The transcript is spliced from 2 exons. The record is from RefSeq and is a predicted model, not a curated record. Gene Ontology annotation, cellular component: mitochondrial inner membrane. Bases 83 to 646 code for a protein of 187 amino acids. Gene Ontology annotation, biological process: inner mitochondrial membrane organization.
UGUAAGUCACUUUUCGAACACUACAUUACCCAGGACGCCUAAUGGCGCAUACGUCACUUGCCACAACGGCUCUAUCUCCAUCAUGGCGUCGCUGGGAAGGAGGCGCGGUGUCCCAGUAAGCAGGGAGAGGGGAGUGAUGGCGGCGACCGACUGCUACAUAGUUCACGAGAUCUACAACGGGGAGAACGCGCAGGACCAGUUUGAGUAUGAGUUGGAGCAAGCACUGGAGGCCCAGUACAAAUACAUUGUUAUCGAACCCACGCGCAUCGGCGACGAGACGGCACGGUGGAUUACAGUGGGCAACUGCCUGCACAAGACGGCCGUGUUGUCGGGGGCCGUUUGCCUCCUGACGCCGCUUUCACUGCCUCCAGAAUACACGCGUUACGUGGUGUUGCCAGCCGGCGCCCUCAGCGUGGCCUGCGCCGCCCUCUAUGGGAUUUCAUGGCAGUUUGACCCCUGCUGCAAGUACCAGGUGGAAUAUGACAGCCAAAAACUGUCGCGGCUACCCCUGCACACACUCACCUCCUCCACGCCCGUGGUCUUGGUGCGCAGGGAUGACAUCCACAGAAAGAGACUCCAUAACACGAUAGCGAUGGCCGCGCUGGCGUACUGCGUCAAGAAGAUCUACGAACUCUAUGCUGUAUGAGUGCGCCAUUUAAGAACCGACAGGAAAAUGAGAUAAACCUACAAAAAAGAAGAAUAACAGCAAACCUAUCCACCGUCUGGUGUGUGAAAAGUGGAAGGUCGCAAUGGGGCCCACAACACUUGUGGUGGCUGCUUUGAACUUUGAUCAGAGGGAUAUAGUUAAAACUAGAAGGAAGUUGUUUUUGUUUAGUUUUUUCCUUCCAGCAUUUGUUUUCUCCUAGUGACAACCGCAGCACACAUGUUCUCUGUAUUACCUUUGCGCCUCCUUCCCUGCAUUCUGACACUUGACCUUUGUGUAAAGGCUGAAGCUGCGUGGUUGAGAUGGACACGUGUGAUUUGAGCUUGACCUUUUCCCCUCGUAGUUUUACUGUACUCCCUUACUUGCUGAUCAGUACUUCACCUUUCAUUAAACAUUAGGCUAUUUGAAAAGCG